Molecule: messenger RNA, 1164 nt
Organism: Thelazia callipaeda (thelaziosis nematode)
Lineage: Eukaryota; Metazoa; Nematoda; Chromadorea; Rhabditida; Thelaziidae
Source: the annotation of a GenBank genome assembly
AUGUCAGAAAGAGUUGAAGCAUACCUGGUGAAAAACAAAAGUAGUGCACUGGAAAAUGUUGCUGACGUUUGGCAGAAACUUGAAGAACUAUAUUACAGAAAGCUUUGGCAUCAAUUAACUGUAGAGUUGAGGAAAAUCAUAUAUGAGGAUUCAUUUAUUCGCACGAUUGAUCUCAAAGAUUUCUAUGACAAUUUCAUUAGUGAAUUCAAGCAUCGAAUCAAUCCUUUGCAACUUGUUGAAAUUGUGAUACCGGUCGCCAAAUCAAUUUUUCGUAAAAACAAAGAUGCAGCUUUUGAUUUCUUAAAUAAAAUUGAGAAAACGAUUUCAAAAGACAAGCAAGCUAUGGUGCGUGUACGUACUGGUCAAAUCGAAUUACGUUUAAUGCACAAAGAUUCUAAAGAUCGUUGUAUUGAUAUUCAAAUCAAAAUGAUAGAAGAGACGCAAGUUUUAUUGGAUGAAUUACCGGGAGUUACGUUAGUACAUGGCCCAUUCUAUAAGGUUUCGUCAGUUUACUUGAAAGAAAUUGGGAAUUAUGCUGGUUAUUAUCGUGAAGCCUUACGAUAUUUGGGAUGCGAGGAUCAGACAAAGCUAACACAAUCUGAAAAGCAGUUGCAAGCAGUACUUCUAGGAUUUGCUGCACUACUUGGUGAUGAUGUUUACAACUUUGGAGAACUGCUCGCGCACCCAAUCCUGAAGUCUCUGGAAGGAACUCGUGAGAAAUGGAUCAUUGACGUAUUGUAUGCAUUCAAUGCUGGUGAUCUAAAUAAAUUUAACGAAUAUCAUCCGCAGUGGAGUGAGUGGGAUGAUUUGAAGGAUCAUCAGGAUGUUCUAGAAGAAAAAAUCCGUCUGCUGAGUUUAAUGGAGAUUGCUCUAGCUCGUUCAUCAAAGGAUCGAUAUAUCUCUUUCCAAGAAAUAGCUGAUAGAGCUCAAAUUAAACUCAACCGAGUUGAGAGCCUAGUAAUGAAAGCACUUAGUAAAGGAUUGGUGCAAGGUUCGAUUGAUCAGGUGGAACAAGUAGUUAACAUUACAUGGGUACAACCACGGGUUCUUUCUGCACAACAGAUUCUGACGAUGAGUGAACGUAUUGGUUUUUGGUGUGCCGAAGUUGAAGCAAUGGAAGAAAUCGUUUGCGAGAGUGCAAGAGAAAUAUUGACGAAGACAUGA